Molecule: messenger RNA, 549 nt
Organism: Ostreococcus tauri
Lineage: Eukaryota; Viridiplantae; Chlorophyta; Mamiellophyceae; Mamiellales; Bathycoccaceae
Product: Twin-arginine translocation pathway, signal sequence
Exons: 2
Coding region: 1-549 (182 amino acids)
Biological process (GO): photosystem II repair; photosystem II assembly
Cellular component (GO): photosystem II; chloroplast thylakoid lumen
Source: RefSeq, a predicted model, not a curated record
AUGUUCGCCAUCUCUGCCGCCCCCGCGUGCGUCCGUGACGCCGCCCGCACCCGUGUCGCGCCCGCCAAGCGCUCUCGCGCGACCUCCGUCGUCGUCGCGAGCGCGCGAGCGACGUCCGGUGACGUCACGCUCGAUCGCCGACAGUUCGUCCGCUCGUUCGCGCUCGCCGCGGCGACGCUCGGCGUCUCGGCGCCGAGAGAGGCGCGCGCGUUCCUCGGAUUCGGUGAAAGUAAAGAGGCUGCUUACUCCACGGACACGAAGGCGAUCAUCGAGCAGGUAAAGGCCACGUUGGAGAUGGCGCCCGGCACCGAGGGACGGGAGGAGUCCAUCAACAAGACGCGCACAAUGACGAAUGCGUGGGUGGCGAAGUAUCGACGGGACAACGCGACGACGGGUAAGCCGUCGUACGGUCAAGUGUACAGUGCGUUGAACGCCGUGAGCGGUCACUUCAACAACUUUGGCACCAAGUAUCCGUUCCCGGCGAAGAGAAGAGACCGCGUGUUCGACGAGUUCAAGUCGGCCGAGCUCUUGCUCGAGCGUGGGCGAUAA